Chanos chanos (milkfish) is the source of this 1761-nucleotide messenger RNA. It is a transcript of the gene srfa, whose product is annotated as serum response factor a. The record is from RefSeq and is a predicted model, not a curated record. NCBI's taxonomy places the organism in Eukaryota, Metazoa, Chordata, Actinopteri, Gonorynchiformes, Chanidae. Gene Ontology annotation, biological process: positive regulation of transcription by RNA polymerase II. Gene Ontology annotation, molecular function: DNA-binding transcription factor activity, RNA polymerase II-specific; cis-regulatory region sequence-specific DNA binding; protein dimerization activity. The transcript has 7 exons. Bases 98 to 1576 code for a protein of 492 amino acids.
CCGGUUCGAUCAGCUCAGAGUUCACCGUAACAAGGGCGAGCAGCAGCUUGACAGUAGUUCAGCGGUUGCGGUUGGGCGGCCUGGGGACGGUUCUGGGAUGUUGGGGGCAAAUGGGACAGGAUCUAGAGGGGUAGUGCGCCCAGGUAAUGGAGCAGAAUUGACAACUCUACAGGUUGCCAGUCCGUCUGGUGCUAUAGGGGGAAUGAACUCGAAUGUAGGAUUGCCAGACGGCGGAAGAUUUGACGGCACAACAAGUGAAACCCAGGUGGUCCUCAGCGGUUCGGAGGCGGAUUCCGAAUCAGGGGAUGAUGAUGACACGAUAAGUUCGGUUGGGGAACGGAGAGGGGUGAAAAGAGAGAGAGCUGAAAUGGAAGUCGGUGGAUCAGUAGGGUCGAUGGUCGGCUUGUCUGGUGGAUUCGGUGGAAUCCCGACUGGGGUGGCUGGGGCAAAGCCUGGCAAGAAAACACGAGGGCGGGUAAAAAUAAAAAUGGAAUUUAUUGACAACAAGUUAAGGCGAUACACAACUUUCAGCAAGAGAAAAACUGGCAUUAUGAAGAAGGCCUAUGAACUCUCCACACUGACUGGCACUCAGGUUCUUCUCUUGGUGGCCAGCGAAACGGGUCACGUCUACACGUUCGCCACGCGGAAACUGCAGCCCAUGAUUACCAGUGAAACGGGCAAGGCUCUGAUCCAGACGUGUCUGAACUCGCCGGAUUCCCCGCCCCGCUCCGACCCGUCCACCGACCAGCGCAUGAGCGCCACGGGUUUCGAGGAGACGGAUCUGACUUAUCAGGUGUCGGAGGCUGAAGGCUGCACAGAUCCCAAGGAUUUGAUGAAGCCCACAUACACGGUGGCCAGUGUGCCCGGAGGCAGUACCAGCACAACCACCAGCACUGCUGCCGCCAGCGCUGCCACCUCCUCCUCUUCAUCCCCCUCAUCAUCCUCGGCCGCCAUGCAGACGCAGAACAGCAGCCCUGCCCUGUCCAGCGGCUGGUCUGUGGCAGGAGGCAUGAAUGCCCACACCGUGUCCAGUGCCAACGGCACCGUGCUCAAAACCACAGGCACCUCCACGGGUGUCAUGCAGAUUCCUGCAGGCUUUACCCUGAUGCCAGGUGGAGCUGUAUCCCAACAGCUCCAGGCUAUCCAGGUCCAUGCCAGCCCACAGCAGAGCACUGAAAGUGGUCCUGAGAUCUCUCAGCCCUCCAGCAGCUCCACCGCCAGUCAUCAGGCGACGAUCGUCACUUCGUCUGUGCCGUCCUCCGUCACUGGUCAUAUGAUGUACCCUAGUACCCAUGCAGUGAUGUAUGCUGCAUCCACUCCCACGCUACCAGAUGGCAGUCUUACCGUGCUGAACACUUUCCCCCAGCCACCCACUGCCAUGCAAGUGUCUCAUACGCAAGGCCAGGACACAGGUGCUGUCCCUCAGAUGUUUCUUGCAGGGCCUCCAGGGACUGUACAGAUCCCUGUAUCUGCUGUGCCGUUGCACUCGAUGUUGAUAAAUCAGCAGCCUGGAGGUAGUAACACUACCCUAACAGAACUGCGGGUCGUCAAUCUGGACAAUGCUAAGGGGGACUAACCACAAAAUACAUGGGCGAUGUGACCACACAGUUAAAUGGAAAGACCAGAGAUCACCAAUGCCACGCUGUUAGGCUGCCACCUCUAUUUAUUAAUGCCUUCUCACUACUUUGUUUUGUUUUUCGUUUUGUUUUGUUUGUUUUUUUGUCUGAUGCAUGCAGGUGUGAAACAUAGGAAGGAGGAGAC